AAAAAGGAGAAAGAGAGGAGGGAGGAUUACUAGUAUACUUUAUAGAUAGAAGUAUUAAGUAUUAUUAUUAUUGUAGUAAUAAUUAUAAUAACAGUAUUAACCAGCUGAAGAAAAAAGAAGAGAGAGAGAGAGAGAGAGAGAGAGAAAAGAGAGCAUAGGAAAUGGCAAAGAGAAAAUGAAGAAGAAGAAGCUCUCUUUUCUUGGAUUAUCACAACUUCCCCAUUUUCAUUUCUCUUUAUAGAUCUGUGAAAAACAAGUCUUUUCAAUCUCCUUUUAUCUGUUAUACAUAGCAACACUCAAAUAUACACCAAGAAACAAGAAACAGGAAUAAACUACUGUUGCUGUUGAAAUUGUUAGCUCAAAAUUUGUGGAUCCGAGAUGAAAGGAUGUGCUGUCGACUGCAGCUGUUAAAAACCAGAUUUUUUCCAACUGUAGCAUCGGCUUUUGUAUUAGUUGGAUCAUCAAUAUGAACCUGAAUCAUCUGAGUGUUGAAACUGAAGAUACUUUUGCUAGCUUGCUUGAAAUAGCGGCCAACAAUGACAUAGUGGCGUGUAAAAGAUGGAUGGAGCAUGAUGUAUCGAGUAUUCAUGAGGUUGGACUGUGGUAUGGACAUCAAAAGGGGUCAAGGCAAAUGGUGUUGGAGCACAGAACUCCUUUGAUGGUUGCUGCUACAUAUGGGAGUAUCGAGGUCCUGAAACUGAUUCUGUCUUUACCUGAAGUUGAUGUGAAUCAGUCAUGUGGCCGAGAUAAAAGCACUGCUCUUCACUGUGCUGCAUCUGGUGGAUCUCUCAAUGCCGUUGAUGCUGUGAAACUGCUUUUAGAAGCUGGUGCUGAUCCAAACUCUGAAGACGCAAACGGAAAUCGCCCUCAGGAUGUCAUUGUUGUAUUACCGAAGUUAGAGUCAACAAAAUCAUCCCUGGAGACCCUUCUUAAAAGUGAUGCAAUGGGCCUGAGGGUGUCAACAGCCACUUCGAACUCAAAUUCUCCACCACUUUCGCCUUCUCCUGGAAAUAGAUCACCUUCUUCUGCUUCAGACUCGACUUCUUCUCCGAGGAGUGCAAAGUCCAAUGACCUCCCUGUGUCUGAGAAGAAAGAGUACCCGAUUGACCCCUCUUUGCCUGACAUAAAAAACAGCAUCUACUCUACAGAUGAAUUCAGAAUGUUCUCGUUUAAGAUCAGACCUUGCUCCCGUGCAUACUCUCAUGAUUGGACCGAAUGUCCAUUUGUCCAUCCUGGUGAAAAUGCUCGAAGAAGGGAUCCAAGGAAAUACCACUACAGCUGUGUACCUUGCCCUGAGUUCCGCAAGGGAGCUUGCCAACGAGGGGACAUGUGUGAAUAUGCUCAUGGAGUUUUUGAGUGUUGGCUGCAUCCUGCUCAAUAUCGAACCCGACUUUGCAAAGAUGGUGCAAAGUGCAAUAGAAGAGUUUGCUUCUUUGCCCACGCGCAGGAAGAACUCAGGCCCUUGUAUGUCUCUACUGGUUCCGCUGUUCCCUCACCUCGCUCCUCGAAUACCGCCAUGGAUUAUGCAGCAGCAAUGGGCCUUAUUCCAGGUUCUCCUUCGUCAUCAGUACGUGUCAUGUCCCCAUCACAAUUUACUCCUCCAAUGUCUCCCUCUAAUGGUAUGGGUGGUUGGCCUCAACCAAACAUUCCAGCAUUGCAUCUUCCCGGCAGCAAUCUCCAGUCCAGCCGCUUGAGGUCAUCACUCAAUGCAAGAGACUUUGACGUGCAACACCAGCAGUUUCUAAAUGAAUUCUCCUGCCUAUCACAGUCUAAUUCUUUGAACCGUUUAGCUCAUCCUAAGAACCUAACUCCUUCAAAUCUUGAGGAUUUGUUUUCUGCAGAAAGCUCAUCUCCUAGAUAUUCUGAUCAGGCAUUAGCUCAAGCAGUUUUCUCCCCUACUCACAAGUCUCCACUUCUCAAUCAAUUCCAGCAGCAGCAGCAGAGCAUGUUAUCUCCCAUUAAUACAAAUUAUUCACCAAAAAAUGUAGAUAAUCCUCUAUUGCAGGCUUCUUUUGGGGUUCAAACAAUGUCACCCCGAGGAAUGGAACCAAUAUCACCUAUGAGUUCCCGUGUGUCAAUGCUACGUGAGAAGCAGCAGCAAUUUAGGAGUCUUAGCUCUCGUGAUCUUGGCUCCACUGCUUCUGCUGUUGUUGGCUCUCCAACAGAUACUUGGUCGAAAUGGGGUUCCUCUACUGGAAAUGCAGAUUGGGCUGUCAAUACCGAGGACUUUGGUAGGCUAAAGAGAUCGUCUUCAUUUGAGCUUGCUAACAAUGGGGAAGAGCCUGAUCUCUCGUGGGUUCAAUCUCUCGUCAAAGAAUCACCUCAGGACUUGAAAGACAAAGCCGCAUCUGGUGUCUUAGGUCUCACAGGUUCUAGUGCGGAGCCUAGUGAAGAUUCUACUUCGAAUUCCCAACAAUUCGAUCAAUUGAGUGCAUGGAUGGAGCAAAUGAAGCUUGAUAAGCUAAUGGCUCAGUAAAGACAUUCUCUUUUUCAUUUUACCGGGCCUUGGCGUUUCCAUAACAUAAAGGUUUUGGUAAUAUAACCUGUUUAGGUUCUUAUGGUUUCUUCAUGCUGGCUUCUGAGCAGGACUGUAAGCAGAGAAGAAGUCAGCAAAGAGGUCCAAAAUUCUGAAGAAAAUAAUUUUUUCUUUAUUAUUUUAAUUAAUUAUUUAAAGCAGGUAGUAGAAGAAUGGGUUAUUGAUAAAUGAGACACAGUGUAGGCGAUUUUUAUUCAAUAUUACUGUUCAGUCUCUUAGUCAAAAAGUUGUUACCUUUAUUUCAUUAGACUGCUAUGUCAUUGUACUGAAAAAGGGAUUGUCAGCCUUUGCGACAAUUCAGCAUUGAAUGAAGUUAUUUCAUUUUCAAAUUUGUUAA
Molecule: messenger RNA, 2873 nt
Organism: Lycium ferocissimum
Lineage: Eukaryota; Viridiplantae; Streptophyta; Magnoliopsida; Solanales; Solanaceae
Product: zinc finger CCCH domain-containing protein 30-like
Exons: 2
Coding region: 467-2476 (669 amino acids)
Molecular function (GO): protein binding; metal ion binding
Source: RefSeq, a predicted model, not a curated record